GAAAAAGCUGCCAUCUUCCACAACAGCACCAUCAUCAUCCGCCACCUUCACCUUCACCUUCACCUUUCGCCACCAACCAUGGCAGCUUCUGCAGCGGCGGCUAUAGGCUCCUCAUUCUCUUCCUCCAUCAACACUCUCAAGUGCCUUCGUUCAUCCAAGAACUUGCCCUCUGAACCCCUUCUAAGAAUUUCAUCAAACCGCGUGUUAGCGUCGGUGUCACUAUCGCACUUGGUGGAACCACUUUCCUUUGAUACCAAUGUCAACAAGUUGUGGGUUUCAAGGGUUUCGACACAAGAAGAGCUUGUAGUGGUUGAUGAGAUUGAUGCUGGUUUAGUUGAAGAGAACAAGGAGGGAGAAGAGGAAGUGGUAGAGGAAGGAGAGGCUGAAGAAGGCUCUGUCAACACGAAGCUUUAUUUUGGAAACUUGCCUUACAGUGUUGAUAGUGCACAACUUGCAGCGAUUAUUCAGGAUUAUGGUAGCCCAGAACUCAUUGAGGUUCUUUACAACAGAGAGACUGGAAAAAGCAGAGGUUUUGCAUUUGUUACAAUGAGCAGUGUCGAAGAUUGCAAUGCAGUGAUAGAAAACCUUGAUGGAACUGAAUUCCUGGGUCGAAGCCUGCGAGUGAACUUCUCUGACAAACCUAAACCAAAACUGCCCUUGUAUCCUGAAACUGAACACAAGCUUUUUGUUGGGAACUUGUCAUGGUCUGUAACUUCUGAGAGUCUGACUCAAGCUUUCCAAGAAUAUGGACGUGUGGUUGGAGCUAGGGUCUUAUAUGAUGGGGAAACAGGAAGAUCCCGUGGUUAUGGCUUUGUUUGCUAUUCAACCAGAUCAGAAAUGGAAGCCGCCCUUUCAUCCAUGAAUGGAGUGGAACUGGAAGGACGGGAAAUGCGUGUAAGCUUGGCUGAAGGGAAACGAUCACAAAGUCAAUAGAAAUUGAAUGAGGCUCUAAGAUUUUUACAAAUAGUGCCUAAGAAAUUAGGAAAGGAGGCCUUUAGCCCUGUACACCAAUCAUGAUCCAUUUGCUUCAGUUGGCUGAGGAAUUCCUUUUGCAUCUCUUGCUGUCUAAACAUUAUUUCCGCCCAACUCGAAGAUAGAUUGUUAAUAUUCUGUGCAACAUCUCUUGCUAAUGCCAACACUGAUUACGUUUUGAUUCCAUGUGGGUUCAUAUAAAGUCGUGCAUACUGAAUCACAUAUUCAGAACACAAUGUACAAUCUGUCUUGAAUAUCUGAGUUUCCGAGGAAGGUGUGAAGUUAACUCCAA
Messenger RNA from Neltuma alba, 1264 nucleotides. RefSeq names its product 28 kDa ribonucleoprotein, chloroplastic-like. Bases 79 to 933 code for a protein of 284 amino acids. Gene Ontology annotation, molecular function: mRNA binding. The transcript is spliced from 4 exons. The record is from RefSeq and is a predicted model, not a curated record. Gene Ontology annotation, cellular component: chloroplast thylakoid membrane. Lineage: Eukaryota; Viridiplantae; Streptophyta; Magnoliopsida; Fabales; Fabaceae. Gene Ontology annotation, biological process: chloroplast rRNA processing.